Molecule: messenger RNA, 8748 nt
Organism: Meriones unguiculatus (Mongolian gerbil)
Lineage: Eukaryota; Metazoa; Chordata; Mammalia; Rodentia; Muridae
Gene: Dip2b
Product: disco interacting protein 2 homolog B
Exons: 39
Coding region: 150-4979 (1609 amino acids)
Source: RefSeq, a predicted model, not a curated record
GGCUCAUGGCGGCGGCGGCGGCGGCGGGGACGGCGCCGGCGGCUCUCGGCGGCUGGAGCCGGAUCCUGUAGCCCGGGCGUGGGCCCGCGUCAGUCCCGUCCCUCCUCCGGGCCCCCUCGCGUCUUCCGGAGUGUGGCCGCGGGGCCGCGAUGGCGGAGCGAGGCCCGGAGCCGGCGGCGGCCGCGGUGGCCGCGCUGCCCCCCGAGGUGCGGGCGCAGCUGGCGGAGCUGGAGCUGGAGCUGUCGGAGGGGGACAUCACCCAGAAAGGCUAUGAGAAGAAAAGGUCCAAACUUCUGUCUCCUUAUAGCCCGCAGACCCGAGAAACCGACUCAACAGGACAGAAAGACAGAAACCAAACUCCCACUGCCGCUCAGACUUCUGCUCCUUCCAAGUAUCACCGAGCGCGAUCCGGAGGGGCCAGAGAUGAGCGGUACCGAUCAGACAUCCACACGGAAGCAGUCCAGGCUGCUCUGGCAAAGCACAAAGAACAGAAAAUGGCUUUGCCCAUGCCCACCAAGAGGCGGUCCACAUUCGUCCAGUCUCCUGCGGAUGCCUGCACGCCUCCCGACACGUCUUCGGCCUCUGAGGAUGAGGGCUCUCUGAGGCGCCAGGCCGCGCUGUCCGCUGCCUUGCAGCAAAGCUUGCAGAACGCCGAGUCCUGGAUCAACCGCUCCGUUCAGGGAUCGUCCACCUCUUCGUCGGCGUCCUCCACGCUGUCCCACGGAGAGGUGAAAGGGACCAGCGGGUCUCUAGCUGACGUGCUUGCCAGUGCUCGACUAGAGAAUGUCUCCGCUCCUCCUGAUGUCACUGCCACUGCCCCCUCCUCCUCAAUUCGCCCAGCAAACAUUGACCUGCCCCCCUCCGGCAUUGUUAAAGGUGUGCACAAAGGGCCCAGCAGAUCCAGCCUCAUGGACACAGCUGACGGUGUUCCUGUGAGCAGUAGAGUGUCUACAAAAAUCCAGCAGCUUCUCAACACUCUGAAGCGACCCAAAAGGCCCCCCCUAAAGGAGUUUUUUGUGGACGACUCUGAGGAAAUUGUGGAAGGUAUACCUCAGCCAGAUCCCAACCAGCCGAAGCCUGAGGGCCGCCAGAUGACUCCGGUGAAAGGGGAGCCCCUGGGAGUCAUCUGCAACUGGCCACCUGCCCUGGAAUCUGCCCUGCAGCGCUGGGGCUCCACCCAAGCCAAGUGCCCGUGCCUGACGGGGCUGGACGUGACGGGGAAGCCAGUCUACACCCUCACUUACGGAAAGCUGUGGAGCAGAAGUUUGAAGUUGGCUUACACACUGCUUAAUAAACUGGGGACCAGAAACGAACCAGUGCUGAAAGCUGGAGACAGGGUUGCCCUGGUUUACCCCAACAAUGAUCCAGUUAUGUUUAUGGUGGCUUUCUAUGGAUGUCUCCUGGCAGAAGUGAUUCCAGUGCCCAUAGAAGUACCCCUGACCAGAAAGGACGCCGGAGGUCAGCAGAUCGGCUUCUUGCUAGGGAGCUGUGGGAUUGCCCUGGCGCUCACCAGUGAGAUUUGCCUGAAGGGCCUGCCAAAAACCCAGAAUGGAGAAAUCGUGCAGUUUAAAGGUUGGCCUCGGCUCAAGUGGGUUGUGACCGAUUCCAAGUACCUUUCGAAGCCUCCCAAAGACUGGCAGCCGCACAUCUCGCCGGCGGGCACGGAGCCAGCGUACAUCGAGUAUAAAACAAGCAAAGAAGGGAGUGUGAUGGGAGUUACAGUGUCCCGGCUUGCAAUGCUGUCUCACUGCCAAGCUCUAUCACAGGCCUGCAAUUAUUCUGAAGGAGAAACCGUGGUAAAUGUUUUAGACUUUAAGAAGGACGCUGGGCUGUGGCACGGCAUGUUUGCGAAUGUAAUGAAUAAGAUGCAUACAAUUAGCGUACCCUAUUCUGUCAUGAAGACCUGUCCUCUCUCUUGGGUCCAAAGAGUCCAUGCGCACAAAGCCAAAGUAGCCCUAGUGAAGUGCCGAGACCUCCACUGGGCCAUGAUGGCCCAUCGGGACCAGAGGGACGUGAGCCUCAGUUCUCUCCGCAUGCUCAUCGUCACUGACGGCGCCAAUCCCUGGUCUGUGUCAUCCUGUGAUGCUUUCCUGAGUCUGUUCCAAAGCCACGGACUGAAGCCUGAGGCCAUCUGUCCUUGUGCCACCUCCGCUGAGGCCAUGACCGUCGCCAUCCGCAGACCUGGGGUUCCAGGGGCUCCUUUGCCAGGAAGAGCCAUCCUUUCGAUGAACGGAUUGAGCUAUGGAGUAAUCCGGGUUAAUACUGAAGAUAAGAACUCGGCGCUGACAGUGCAGGAUGUGGGGCAUGUGAUGCCCGGGGGCAUGAUGUGUAUUGUGAAGCCAGACGGCCUUCCUCAGCUCUGCAAGACAGAUGAGAUUGGAGAGAUCUGUGUGAGUUCCAGGACUGGAGGAAUGAUGUACUUUGGACUUGCCGGCGUGACCAAAAAUACAUUUGAGGUGAUUCCAGUGAGUUCUUCGGGCUCGCCUGUGGGAGAUGUUCCCUUCAUCCGGUCAGGACUGCUGGGCUUUGUAGGGCCGGGUAGCUUGGUGUUCGUGGUUGGAAAAAUCGAUGGCCUACUCAUGGUCAGUGGUCGGAGACAUAAUGCUGACGACAUCGUUGCCACUGGGUUGGCUGUGGAGUCCAUGAAGACCGUCUAUCGGGGCAGGCACACUGGCCUUCUUGCUGCUGCUCCCUACCUCAGAACCUUUCCGCUUUCCGCUCCUUCUGCCCGGAGUCCUCCUCCUCCAGAUCUUCGCGUGGCUCGGGUCCUCACCUCACUCAGGAUUGCCGUGUUCUCUGUGUCUGUGUUUUAUGACGAGCGCAUUGUGGUGGUGGCGGAGCAGAGACCGGAUGCAGCUGAGGAGGACAGCUUCCAGUGGAUGAGCCGUGUGCUGCAGGCGAUCGAUAGCAUCCAUCAAGUAGGCGUCUACUGUCUCGCUCUGGUGCCUGCCAACACGCUACCAAAAACUCCACUAGGAGGGAUCCACAUAUCCCAGACAAAGCAGCUCUUUCUGGAGGGUUCUCUACACCCGUGUAAUAUCCUCAUGUGCCCACACACGUGUGUGACCAACUUGCCAAAGCCCCGACAAAAGCAGCCAGGGGUAGGCCCUGCUUCGGUGAUGGUUGGCAACCUGGUCGCUGGUAAACGCAUCGCACAAGCUGCAGGAAGGGACCUGGGGCAGAUAGAGGAGAAUGAUCUAGUGAGGAAACACCAGUUCCUGGCGGAGAUUUUGCAGUGGCGAGCCCAGGCAACCCCUGACCAUGUGCUCUUCAUGCUGCUGAAUGCCAAGGGCACCGCCGUGUGCACAGCGAGCUGCCUGCAGCUCCAUAAGCGGGCAGAGAGGAUCGCCUCCGUGCUUGGCGACAAGGGACAUCUGAACGCAGGGGACAACGUGGUGUUGCUCUACCCGCCCGGCAUCGAGUUGAUCGCUGCAUUCUACGGCUGCCUGUACUCGGGCUGUAUCCCUGUGACCGUGCGGCCUCCUCAUGCUCAGAACCUCACGGCCACCCUGCCUACCGUGCGCAUGAUCGUCGAUGUCAGCAAAGCUGCGUGUGUCCUCACCACUCAGACUCUGGUGAGGCUGCUCAAGUCCCGGGAGGCGGCGGCGGCCGUGGAUGUGAAAACCUGGCCAACCCUCAUCGACACAGAUGACUUACCCCGGAAACGGUUGCCUCAGCUGUAUAAACCGCCCACUCCUGAGAUGUUGGCGUACCUGGACUUCAGUGUCUCCACUACCGGCAUGCUGACGGGAGUGAAGAUGUCCCACUCGGCAGUCAACGCCCUGUGCAGAGCCGUCAAGCUGCAGUGCGAGCUCUACUCCUCCCGGCAGGUCGCCAUCUGCCUCGACCCUUACUGUGGCCUUGGCUUCGCGCUCUGGUGUCUCUGCAGUGUCUACUCAGGCCACCAGUCUGUCCUGAUCCCUCCUAUGGAGCUGGAGAGCAAUCUGUCCUUAUGGCUGGCCACUGUCAACCAGUACAAGAUAAGGGACACCUUCUGCUCCUACUCCGUGAUGGAGCUCUGCACCAGAGGCCUGGGGAACCAAGUGGAGGUGCUAAAGACCCGAGGGAUCAACCUCUCCUGUAUCCGGACCUGUGUGGUGGUAGCAGAGGAGCGGCCCCGCAUCGCCCUCCAGCAGUCCUUCUCCAAGCUCUUCAAGGACAUUGGCCUGUCCCCUCGAGCUGUCAGCACCACAUUCGGAUCCAGAGUCAACGUCGCCAUCUGUUUACAGGGAACCUCAGGGCCUGACCCCACAACUGUGUACGUGGAUCUGAAGUCACUGAGACAUGACAGGGUCCGUCUGGUGGAGCGGGGGGCACCUCAGAGCCUCGUGCUGGCUGAGUCUGGAAAGAUCUUACCUGGAGUAAAGGUUGUUAUUGUUAAUCCCGAGACCAAAGGACCCGUUGGAGACUCUCACCUUGGUGAGAUCUGGGUGAACAGCCCGCACACAGCCAGCGGCUACUACACCAUCUACGACAGUGAGACCCUCCAAGCUGAUCAUUUCAACACGCGCCUGAGCUUCGGGGAUGCCGCCCAGACCCUGUGGGCCCGGACAGGGUACCUUGGGUUUGUCCGCAGGACUGAGCUCACGGCGGCCACUGGAGAACGUCACGACGCCUUGUACGUGGUGGGCGCGCUGGAUGAGACGCUGGAGCUGAGGGGACUGCGGUACCACCCCACAGACAUCGAGAACUCGGUGUCCCGGGCGCACAGGAGCAUUGCCGAAUGUGCCGUGUUCACGUGGACCAACUUGCUGGUGGUGGUGGUGGAACUGUGUGGCUCCGAGCAGGAGGCCCUGGACCUGGUUCCUCUCGUGACGAAUGUGGUCCUGGAAGAGCACUACCUCAUCGUCGGGGUUGUGGUCGUGGUGGACCCAGGGGUGGUCCCCAUCAACUCGAGAGGGGAGAAACAGCGCAUGCACCUCCGAGACAGCUUCCUGGCCGACCAGCUGGACCCGAUCUAUGUGGCCUACAACAUGUAGCCAGCCCUGAGGGAAGACGGUGGGUGUAGCCCUUGGGUGCUGCUGAGCGCUGGGAACGGGCUGCCGUGCUGGCGACACGCGGCAUGUGCAUCACCCCUGAGCCCUGGCGUCCACGGCAGCUCGCACUGAAGCAGCUCCAUGCAUGUUGCAGUUUUCCCAUCUGGUAUACGUACUGCAUUUCUACCUAACGGUUUAGAUGUUUGUGAGGGAGUUUAACGAGUUCCCGUGAGGGCGAUGUGUGUCCCACACUCCCCGCCUGUAUGCACUUGCCAUUUUCCUCUUGUGCGGUGUUCUGCAGGGUUUCUGAACAGGAAACUGCCGAGCCCAAGUCAGCAAGUCAAGUGACUUGCGUGAGAACCGCUGUAUGUGUCUAAUUCUUAGUCGUAAGCCUUCUGACCAGUGUUUGAAUGUGUAAAUAAGUGCACAUAAUUCAACUAAAGAACCGGCAGUUGGCUUGCUUAACUGCGGCCAGCCGGGUGGCGGGCUCCGCUGGAGGGCCCAGCAGCGCAGCGCCGCCUGUGGGCCGCCUGGCACCCGGCACCCAGCGCCUGCGCUUGUUUGUGCUUGUGUGCGCUUGCACCGCAGUUUGCCUGAGCUUCUAAGGAUUCUUCAACCCGUUCCUCUGAGAAAGCCCUCACGGCAGAAUGUAGAUAGCUAAGCGUCAGCAGUUCCUGACCUGCUCUCCUGAUCGGCAGAGGUGCGCUUGGCCAGUGUUGGACCUUUCGCGUCUAGAGUGACCUCAGGAGAAUUGCUAACGUCGCUGCUCCGCGCUGUGUCGUCCGCUGGAGCAGGAGGACCGGACCCUGUGCCCCCAGCGCUGGGAGGGCCAGCGCUGGCCGGGGCAGGGUCAGCUGGCUCAGGGAACUGGAGGCCGCAUAAACGCACCCUACCGACAACCAGUUUGGGAGGCGGAGCAUCCAGGCUCCUCUGAAGCAGCAGGUCUGACGUAUGCAAGAGACUCUGGAUGGAGCUGGAGCCAGACUGCACACAUGGGGCUGAGUCUGGAUUCUGGCUCGGUCUCCAUUCUUUGGUCUGAAACUUCAUGUAUUUGAAUAUAGUUAAAUUUUAUUAUUUUUUUCUUACAGAAAUAUUUUUAAAAAUUAAAGAAAACCUCAAGUGAAAAAGAAUUAACCUGUUAAAUCAGAACAGUUCUCUUUGACCUGUUUUGGUCUAUUGUGUAAAUAUUUAUUUAGACUAUUUUGAUAAUACAUAUUAUUUACCCCACUGUAACAUCCUGUAAACUAAUGUGUUUUUAAGCAAUUUGUAAGACUUGUAAUUACCCUGAGAAUAAGGUUUAUUAAGUAAGCAGCAGCCCCUCCCCCCGACAGCAGCCCUGGGCUGUCCCCAGGCUCUCUGCUCAGCCGACAUGGCCCUUUCCUCAGACACAUGCCCCACAGAAGGAAGGCCUGGCUCUGGAGGCUUGUGCUUUUCGCUAGGACUGGUCUGCAGCGGUGGAGGGAGGUGUUGGGGAGCACAGGAGAGGAGUGUCACCUCCUGGACAGAGUGGCAGCCCACUAGGGAUCGGUCAUUUACAAAGGGAGAGCUGCUCAUUUUGGAACUCUUGAAACUGUUUUGCUUUCGUUUUUGUUUUUUGUUUUGUUUUUUUGUUUUUUGAGACAGGGUCUUUUCACAUAGCCCAGGCUGGCCCCAACCCCCAUGCUGGGAUUACAGGAGUAUGCUGCCAUGUGUAGCUCUCAAAACAGUCUGUGAUGCUUGCUAAGCAAAGCAGGGCCUGGGUACCAAACAGUUCCACGUCAGCAAUCCACAAGUUCUAAGAAAAACACCAUAGACCAACCCUGUCCUGGCUGUUAACUCCUGCAAAUGCAAAUGAUUGACUUGGUGUCACCGUCCGGGGACACAGUGUCUGCAGUAAUGUCAUGUGAGCCACAUGUAUUAAACUUUCCUAAUAACUACUUUUAAAAAGGAGGGCCUAUUGUAUAACCCUAGCUGCCUAUAACUCGCUCUGUAGACCAGCUGGUAUCAGACUCAGAGAGAUCCUCCUGCCUCUGCUUCCUGAGUGCUAGGACUAAAGGUGUGCGCCACUAAACCCAACUAAACAUAUCUUUUAAAUAUUUUCUUAAAAACAUGGUAUUGAUUUUAAUAUAUUUACCAAAAGUACUAUUACUUUGAUGUAAAAUCAUUGAGAUGGUUUCUGUUCUUUUUUAAUUUUGGAAAUCCUGUGUGUAUUAAACAUAUUUCACUUCAGACUAGCUACUUCAGAUCUCAGUGGCCAGAUGUGGCCAGUGGCAGCCAUGUUGGACAGGCAGCCUGUCCUCAUUCCUUGAAGCACAGUACUGUCCUCAGUCCCUCUCACUGUAGCCAGCUACCAGUCACUUAGGACGACUGCCUAGUUCACUAUUCCCAGGUCAUCUCUUCUGAAACAGUGCGGCGGUGGAGCACGGGCCUGUCCUGAGCGCGCCCUCCUGCUGAGCUCAACCCUUUCUGAUAAUUACUUUUUUUUUUUCCUGCUGCUUUGCUUUGGGUCCAUCCCCUCAAAGGUGCACUGUAUUAGUAGAGGGACAGAAGCUGAGAGUUGGCCUUGGGGGAGCCUCAUCAGCUGGUGCACCCUCCUUGAUGGGGUUUGUGAUAGACCCCUGAGCUCUGUCUCAGACUUGACCUUGCUUAUUUGUGUUUUUAAAGAAUUUGUCUUGAUGGCAUCAUGGCUCUGGCCUUUUCCACAUCCAGUGGAAACUUCAUGGUUGAGCAACGAAAGGAGUCAUAGAAAUCCAAUACUAAUAAAGUAUAAAGGCCUGUGGCCAUUCCUGACCACUGAACAUGGAGGGGGCACUGGACCAAGAGUAAACCCCUAUCUUAAUUACGGAAGAGAAAACUAUUUUUUCUUUGUGUGUGUGAGAGAGAGAGGGAGAGUGAGUGAGUGAGUGAGUGAGUGAGUGAGUGAUGGGGUUUUAUUGUACAGCCCUUACUGGCCUCAGACUUGAUGCUCUUGCCUCAGCCGUCCAGUGCUGAGAUUACAGGCUUCUGUAGCCAGCCACACCGGGCAAGAGAAGCCCAUUUUGGAACUUGUGACCCUUCACCCCUCAGGAGAGUGACUGAGGUGGACCAGGGAGCACUUCCAGCUGCACACAUACCAUCCUGAGCCCCUGAGCCCUCAGAGUGCCACUCCCCACCCCGCCCCCGGGCACGCAGAGGCCCUGACCCCAGACCAGGUCCUCUCCGAGUGCCCUUGUCCCGGCCUCCUCGCUGUAGCCCCUGGGCAUCGCUUGCUCCAUGCUCUCCUGGACUCCAAAGGGCCGGAGGCCUCUGCCUCAUGCAUGGUGCUCAUUAUCUUGGCCAAGUAACUUUCUGUCCUUGAACAUCUACAUCCAGGAAUUUUAACUAAAGCAGUGUGGAGUUGUCAGCUUACCUGAGCUCCCACACAACCUGCCUUCCUGUCACUUGUGCUGUCUGCUUUGACGUAAAGCCAGGAGCCCUUGGAGCUGAGGAGGCUGCAGCCUACCACAUGCGCAGCAGGCCUUUGCUUUCCCAGCAACAGUCCUGACAGGCGUGUGAGGUGGGCGGUGCGCCUCACCCCGAGGAGGAGGCUACAAACAGAGGUUUUCAGUCCUAAGUGCUGUCUGUUUACUUUGUCAAGAUCAUGCCUACCCUGUCAGAUUCAAACUAUAGUACUGUGUGAUCGUGUAUAAAGUGUUUUAUUUAUUUGAAAUUAGAUUAGAUAUACAUUUUUAAAUUUAACAUCUGGCUGGACAGUGUUCUAUUAACUCAUUGAAUGUGUUUCCUUUGUCUUGUGUUAAUAAAUAUUGAUGCUUGA